This is a messenger RNA of Didymosphaeria variabile, 1176 nucleotides long. RefSeq lists its product as uncharacterized. Bases 1 to 1176 code for a protein of 391 amino acids. NCBI's taxonomy places the organism in Eukaryota, Fungi, Ascomycota, Dothideomycetes, Pleosporales, Didymosphaeriaceae. The record is from RefSeq and is a predicted model, not a curated record. The transcript has 6 exons.
AUGACUCGUAUAUCAAAAUUUGCGACGGCCUUCGGUCUCGCAGCUCUCAAGACUCGUCAGGAUGCCGAGCCUGACCCUGCAGUAUGCCACGCUUAUGGCAUGGAUUUUCAGAGCAAUGGACAAUACUUCCAGAACUCGCUGUCGAACGAUAAUUUCACAUUCGUUGAACAAUUUGAGGGGUGUAAUCCGGAUGUCGCGUACAACAUUAUCGUUGAUCCGCAGGGCGAGCAGAACCUGUGCACCGAGACGAACCUCACGCCAGAUGAUGCAGACAUGCUUUCUACUUGCCCGCUGCGAAAGAAUCAGCUUGUAUCGGGUGAUUGGUCGAUCAUUGUGAUCAGCAACAACGGCGACGGUGUCCCUCUUGCUGCGCAGCGAGACUUUCUUCUUUCGGUCGGCCCUCAAAGCACAUCAACAGUAACUCCUACAAUCACCGCUACCCGUGUCAUCAACCCUAUCGUUAAUCAAACCAUUACAACAACCACCACCGGAACAACAUUUUUGAACCCCAGCACAUUAACGGUUCCUUCUGCGACCAUUACUCCCACAACCACCGUGAUUCCUAGUAGAGUAACUUCAUCCUCGACCAAAGCAUUCUUGACCAUCAAGGUUACAGCCUACACCUUCGACAUCACCAAAGUCACCUCCACAAAGACCGCCAGUUGCAAGCUGCCCACCCGCUCCGCCGCCUUCGACCCCCGCGCCGUCAUCAUCCCAACCGUCGGCCCAGUAGCCGUAGCCAACAUCAUCGCCUCACUCGGCCUUUUCCGCCGCGAAGCAGACAAAGCGCGCUUCCUACAGGACCGCGCCUCGCGCCUCGCCCUGGCCGCCCGCGCACCCGACCCCCAGCCCUUGCUCGUCACCGAAACGAACACCAACAAGUGGACUACUUCAACCGUGACGUCCACCGGCUCUCCGAUCGUCGCGACCAUCACCAGCGAAGUAACCAGCCUGGCCACGCUCACACCGCCAGCAGUCACGGUGUUGUCGGGAGAGCAGACUGCACUCCAGGUCACUAUUACUGCGCCGACGCCUACGUUAACGAAGACAGUUUAUGUCGUUGCUACGGUGGGCACGACGACGAAGACGGUAGAUUAUAUGUUUACAAUUCGUGUGACUACGACGCCGUCUGCUGUUGCGGAGGCGUGCACUUCUGCUGGGGGGAUAUUGGGCUAG